UCAAUCUGUUUGUCUCCAUGUUUUUUAGAGGGUCAGAGCCUGUGGAGUUCCUGCUCCCUCUUGUGGCUGGUCUUGGAAACAACCGCAACAGUCUGGACAUAGUUUCCAACCUGAACUCGACCAGAAGCGACUGGGUGUUGGUUUACGGAACCAGCACGCUGUCCGUGCUCAGACACCAGGACUUGCACAAAGCGUGGACUUUCAGCUCAGCUCAUAUUCACAGUCAGCCAGCUUUGGGGAACUUCAACAACGAUGGAGUCCUGGACCUUUUUGUUCAGCAUUCUGCAAACGGCAUCAUGACAGCACUGAUUAUUAACGGGGCAAAUGGCACCCUCCUCUGGAAGGCCGAGUUCGUGUGUCCUCGUCUCGUUUUGGAGGCCUCCGCUAUAUCGACCUCAACUGGCCAAUCAGCUUUCCUUUUCUGGGCCAGCGACCCAAUCAAAACGCAGAGGAACGUUGCCAGAGCAACAAUGGCACCGGGCGUCGCUGCAGCCGAGCCGCUCAUCAGGAAGCUCUUCCUUAUCCAUCCUGCUCAUCCCACAGUUCUGCUGCAGCUCAGCAGCACAACGGACACAGCAGUCACAUCUGCAGUGAGUUACCUGGAGCACCUGAAGGACGCCACCUACAUCACCGUGUCCUCCAGGCCGAUGGCCGACUCAGAGCCCAGCACUCGGAUAGUGGAGAGCAUGAGCCUCAGAGCCGCCAUCAAGAGAGGACAAAUCGUCCAGCUGGGGGGGAGAGAGAAAACCGAGGCGGCCGGUAAACUUGCCGCGCUGGAGGCGAACAACUUCUUCAGGCGUCUCACCUUCAAGCGUCAGGGAUGAGCUCUGGUACCACAAGCUGGCGUCACGAGGAGCCGGAGAACCUGGAUGUCGUGUGGGGGACGGACGACAGACGUGAACGUUGCUGCACUAAUGGGUCACAAUUCACUUAAAGCUUGUUUACAUGCUGUUAGCUCUGGUGAGAAGUUUUACAUUCUUGUGAACUUUUUCUUUGAAAAAUGUUUUUGUCAUGCUGAUUUGUGUUGUUUUUAUCGUCAAAUGUCUCGUAACUUAUUUCCCUUUUUAGUAUUUAUUUAACUGAAGCAGAGCAACUUUUAUUCUGUAGUAGAAACACAAUAUGAUUGCUGCUAGAAGAAUUGAAUGCAUCACAUUUCUGGGUAUAGAUCUUCCAUAUUUACUGUGCUCAUGUAACAUGUUGUCAUAAAGCUACGUUCAUCUGCCUUCUCCUCAACACCAAGUUAUACUAGAGGGAGUCUGUAAAUAUUUAAUAAUGCAAAGUAUUUAUUUUCUGUGAUGCUUUUUGAUCGUUUUUUUUAAGGACUGGACGAUUGAGCAAUGUUUUAUUACGUGCUGUAAUGAGCUGGGAUAUUAAACAAUGGAAGUGGAAGUAAACCUGUACCUACAGUUAAGUUUCUUGGUUGUUUGUGCAUAUCCAUGUAUCCAAAUAGUAGAGUGGGCUGCAUUGGCUCUGUCGUAUGGAACGUCACGGGGGACAAAAAUACUGCACUUCAGCUUAGUUUUUCAUAGACACAUAAAGUACUUGUUGUAUUUCAGCACUGUAGCAACUGAGCGUUAUCGUAUCCCCAUCUGGAGAGUGUCAUGCCUUGAAAACCUGUACAAGUAUGCUUGCAAAACAGGGUUUUCUGGAAUAAAAGUGGCACGAAGGUUUA
Molecule: messenger RNA, 1672 nt
Organism: Fundulus heteroclitus (mummichog)
Lineage: Eukaryota; Metazoa; Chordata; Actinopteri; Cyprinodontiformes; Fundulidae
Product: protein FAM234B-like
Exons: 6
Coding region: 18-824 (268 amino acids)
Source: RefSeq, a predicted model, not a curated record